AUGUGCUCCAGUCCUGCAGGAGGCAGCAGAGAGUGUGAUUAGUGGUUGGGACGGGACGGGAUAUAUGUGUGUGUGUGAGUGCAGACCGGGAUCUGAGAUUUUUUUUUUGGGUGGUGGCUGUUUGUUUUACUGGAACUACAGCAGCAAAUGCGCUGGAAUGCUGUCGGCCAGUUAACUUUACUCCGUCGAGUUUGAGCGAAAUCUCGUGUUCCCUCUCCACUUCCAUCGACUCCGCUCUUGUCUCGUGCGUGUAGGAUCUGAGAGCGGGUUAGCGUUAUCCCGGUCAGAGCAGCUUUUAUCGAUUCAUUCACAGAGAAAGCUAACGGGGUAGCGUGCUAAGUGAACACAGAUGCAGGCCAUAAAGUGUGUGGUGGUCGGGGACGGGGCUGUGGGAAAAACAUGCCUUCUGAUCAGCUACACCACCAAUGCUUUUCCCGGGGAGUACAUCCCUACUGUGUUUGAUAAUUAUUCUGCUAAUGUGAUGGUUGAUGGAAAGCCGGUGAACCUGGGACUGUGGGAUACAGCCGGACAGGAGGAUUACGACCGGCUUCGACCGCUUUCCUACCCUCAGACGGAUGUGUUCUUGAUCUGUUUCUCUCUUGUGAGUCCAGCCUCGUUUGAGAACGUCCGUGCGAAGUGGUAUCCAGAGGUCAGACAUCAUUGUCCCAACACUCCGAUAAUCCUCGUUGGGACUAAGCUUGACCUGAGAGACGACAAGGACACUAUUGAAAAGUUGAAAGAGAAGAAACUCACACCCAUCACCUACCCUCAAGGCCUCGCUAUGGCCAAAGAAAUAGGAGCUGUGAAGUACCUGGAAUGCUCAGCCUUAACACAGCGUGGCCUUAAGACGGUGUUUGAUGAAGCCAUCCGUGCGGUCCUGUGUCCGCCUCCGGUCAAGAAGCGAAGGAGGAGGUGUCUCCUCCUCUGAACUGACUGUACUCACAGCCCCAGCUGCAAUCUGAGCUCACCUGAGAGGAGAACAAUGGAGGCGGGGAUGUUGGGAAAUGUGUGUUGGAGAAGAAGAAAGAGUCUGCACAGUGUAUGCAUUCAGAUAUUUCUCCCUCUUGCAUUGUAAUUAGAUUUCCGCCACUAACUAGCUGUUAAGAUGCCAGAUAAUUUGCUUUCGAGAGUGGCAUCCAUAGUUGUUUUCCUUCCCCACACUAAGAAAUUCCAGCUGCCUUCUAAUGAUCUUAUUUCUCCCUCAUUUCGAUGAACUAAUCACUAUUUCUCCAUCUUUGUGAGCGUAUAUAUUUUGUUUACAAUCUGUGUUUUUGUAGAAGAUGAAUUAUUGCCAAAUUUUAAACCUACAAGUUAUGCAUUUCAGUUUGCUCACACUAACAAUCUCAUUGUUUCCUAAAGAUUUUUUUGGGGGGUAGGGGUUAAUCGUGUACUUGUAAGAGACAGAGAUUGCAGUAAUACUGAAGGAACUAUUUUACUAGAGGACAGCUGAAGAAAACACUUUAUUAUUUUUGGAUCGUGUGUUACGGUUUCCAUGCUAGAGAGUUUAUUUUGUUUAACUGUAUGAGAAACGGAGCUAGUUAAAAUGCAUAUAACAGCUUUGUUUUGUCAGCAUAUCGCAUAUAUUCACUACUGUUUCUAAAUCUUCAGAAGGGCAGAUCUCUUGUUUAAUCUCUCUCUGUAUUUUAAUCAGUCUGUCUGAAAAGGCUGGCAGUGUGUUUUAUCCAUUUUACAGUCCCAGUAUUGUAUUUCGACUACAGAUCUACCAGUGCCUAGUAACAGACCAGAGUUUUGUCAGAAAGCAGAGUAUGCUGGAAGUUUCUAGACACCUCAACACUAUGGCAUGGGGUUUGUCUUCUCAAAAGAUUACCAUGAACACUUUGCUAAAUGUAGUGGAUUCUUGAAUUCAACAAAUAUAAACCGUUCGUUGUUAGGGUUACAGACAUUAAGUAUUAAGCUUCUAAUACUCACAGGAAACAUGGAAUGUUUUAAUUUUAUCAUCUUGACAGUUCUCUCAUUUUUUUAAAACAUUUAAAAUGCUUUAUUCAUGCUUUUAUUGUCUCCACUAAAGCUACAAUGUAUUAACCUUUGUGUCUGAAAAUAGAAACCAAAUAUAAAAAUGUUU
Molecule: messenger RNA, 2083 nt
Organism: Carassius gibelio (silver crucian carp)
Lineage: Eukaryota; Metazoa; Chordata; Actinopteri; Cypriniformes; Cyprinidae
Product: ras-related C3 botulinum toxin substrate 1
Exons: 6
Coding region: 350-928 (192 amino acids)
Biological process (GO): establishment or maintenance of cell polarity; regulation of actin cytoskeleton organization; motor neuron axon guidance
Cellular component (GO): cytoskeleton; dendritic spine; plasma membrane
Molecular function (GO): GTP binding; GTPase activity; protein kinase binding
Source: RefSeq, a predicted model, not a curated record